CAGGACGUGAUCUCAGACGCCGGUGAACUAUUUUUUAUUUUUUGUUUGGCAAGUCCUUAUGAAGAAUGUAGAGUAUACUAGUGCACCCAAAUUAAGAGAAAGUGACUACAAUAUACUUUCUGCGGUCUUUUUAGACAAAUUUCAUUAAGUGCAAGCCGCCCCAACGACCUUGAUGAUUGCCAACUUAAUGGCGUGCUUACCUAACCAAGAGCCCUCAAAAAAAUUCAUGUUGUGAUUACCAAAAAGCCUGCUCUAUUAAACCUGUCGGAGACUUCGAUGUCAAAAGCUAGAAGCGACGUAGUUCUCAGUAAGACGUUAUCUUGGCUUCUGAGACACGCGGCUGCGAAAGAGGGGCUAUCUCUAGACUCCGAGGGCUUUAUACCGGUUACGGAAAUACUAAACCACCGACAGCUGAAAGGGAAGUACACUCUAGAUGACGUACGGAGGGUUGUUGCUAAUAACGACAAGCAGAGGUUUUUUCUGAGGGAGAAACAAGGGGUUGUGGAAAUUAGAGCGAAUCAGGGGCAUUCGCUGAAGAGCGUGCAAGAUCUUGAGUUGGUUCCUGUCGCAGAUCCAUCAGAGGUCUCAAAUGUGAUUCAUGGGACAUACUUGAGGAACUUGGACGCGAUUAAAAGCACGGGCUUGAGUCGCAUGAAUAGAAAUCACGUACAUUUCAGUUAUGAUCUUCCAAAUAGCAAAACUGUGAUUAGUGGAAUCAGGAGUUCAGCGGAGGUUUUUGUUUAUAUAGAUUUGGCGAAAGCGCUUAGUGAAGGACUGAAGUUUUACAAGUCCGCUAAUGGCGUUAUUUUGAGUCCAGGUGAUGAAAACGGGAUUAUAGAACCUAAGUAUUUUCAAAAAAUUGAAACAAGAUGGCUACAAGGGGGUACAAGCAAGUAA
This is a messenger RNA of Zophobas morio, 897 nucleotides long. Its product is annotated as tRNA 2'-phosphotransferase 1-like. Gene Ontology annotation, molecular function: tRNA 2'-phosphotransferase activity. The coding region runs from base 277 to 897 and encodes 206 amino acids. The transcript is spliced from 3 exons. The record is from RefSeq and is a predicted model, not a curated record. Gene Ontology annotation, biological process: tRNA splicing, via endonucleolytic cleavage and ligation. Lineage: Eukaryota; Metazoa; Arthropoda; Insecta; Coleoptera; Tenebrionidae.